GAUUCACCAAAAGUCUUUUUUUUUCGUUUCUGAGACAGGUCAUUUGAUCUGGUUACCUUCUGGCUUUUGUCCUGGGAUGCUGCUCAGAGCCCAAUGGCCCUGCCGCCGAGUGCAUUGUAAUGCUAAGUCUUUUGCAUCUAUAACGGCUAGGUCUUUUGCCUCUUCCACACCGCGUCGCAAUGAUCUAGCCACUAUCAAGACUCGUAAUAUCGGCAUUAUAGCCCAUAUAGAUGCGGGAAAAACUACCACCACGGAGCGAAUGCUCUAUUACAGCGGCUUUACUCGUAGAUUAGGAGAUGUCGAUGAAGGUUCUACCGUCACGGAUUUCUUGCCUGCCGAGCGCGCGAGAGGUAUCACCAUUCAGUCAGCAGCAGUCACCUUUUCCUGGCCACCAGCAAAUUCUUCCUCGACGGAUCUGUCCUCCACCAAGCUGGUCUUGCCGCGCUCAACUCAACCCCACAAUGUCAACCUAAUAGAUACCCCUGGUCACGCCGACUUCACCUUCGAGGUUUUGCGCUCCUUGCGUAUCUUGGAUGGUGCUGUGUGUAUUCUUGAUGGCGUAGCUGGUGUUGAAGCACAGACUGAAAAGGUCUGGACUCAAGCAACCAACUACCACAUUCCUAAGAUCCUGUUCGUUAACAAGCUCGAUCGUGAGGGCGCUGCCUUUGCCAGAACCAUCUCUGAAAUUGGCACGCGACUACGUGUCUGGCCAGCUCUUUGCCAAAUUCCCUGGUGGCGACCUGGCGAUCUCAAACUCCAGGGUGUUGGUGAUGCUGUAGGCCUCCGUGCUUUGCUGUACGAGGAGGGUGGUGACGGUAAGACUGUCAAAGUGCACAGUCUCAAAGACUUGGAGGCCGAGAACUCUGCUUUUGCUGAAGAGAUCAAGAAAGCAAGGACAGCCUUGGUCGAGCUCUUGAGUGAAUAUGACGAUGAAAUGGUCGAAAAGUUCCUCGAAUAUGAUGAAGAUCAUCUGGCCAUUCCAUCCGUUGAUAUCACUGAAAGUCUCCGAAGAUGCACCUUACAGCAGCCGCAGAAGCUUGUUCCAGUAUUUUCAGGUGCAAGCUUCCGCAACGUUGGUGUUCAGCCGCUAUUGGAUGCAGUUGUGGAUCUUCUUCCAUCGCCACAGGAACGACCUGAUCCUGAGGCCAGCGUCGGUCCUUCCAAAUAUGGGCUGAACGAUCUUCUUACUGGCAAGGCAUCUCUACCUGCAACUAUCGAGGCCAAGAAGCAACAAAAGACUAAGGCGUUGGCAGCGAGCAAGAACAUGUCUAUCAUCAAGAAUCUUGAUGCAUGUGCGCUGGCUUUCAAAGUGGUCACAGAUCCGCGAAGAGGUGUUCUUGUCUACGUUCGAGUAUAUUCGGGAUCGAUCACGAAAAAUGCUCCUCUGUUCAACACGAAUCUUGGCAUCACGGAAAAGGCUCCUCGAUUGCUACGAAUGUACGCCGAUGAAGCUGUCGAGAUCUCUUCGAUAGAGGCUGGUCAGAUUGGUGUCAUUCCUGGAUUGAAGUCUACCCGCACAGGUGAUACGCUCAUCUUAUACAGUGGAGUGAACCCUAAGGUUGGCCCUCCCUCACCAAUCAACACCCUCCAACUCAGGCCAAUCACGGUUCCUCCGCCUGUCUUCUUCACAAGUGUGGAACCGAACAGCUUGGCAGAGGAGAAGCACAUCUCCGAAACGCUAGCACUUCUGCUUCGAGAGGACCCUAGUCUGAACGUCAGAGAGGAUCCUGAGAGUGGACAAACUCACCUGGCUGGCAUGGGUGAACUACACCUAGAGAUCGCUCGUGACAGACUCAUCAACGACCUCAAAGCAAAGGCUAGAAUUGGCAAUAUUCAAAUCGGCUACCGCGAAGCACUCUCUGUUCCUUCGUCAGAGGCAUCCGCGAUCUUCGAUCGAGAAGUAGCCGGCAAGGCAUCUAAAGCUGGAUGUACCGCCAGCGUAGCGCCGUUCGAGGAGUCGGAGUUGAAUGCAGCUGAUGAUCAUACGCAUGUAUUUGCUCUCCUGGAUGAGAACUAUUUGGUCCUCAAGACACCGACGCUUUACACAGACGGAUCCGCAACCGAUGCUGAGCUACCACCCUUGCCUGCUACCUUGCCAAUGCAGAUGCUCCAAUCAGCUAUGCAGACUGGUGCCACAGCAGCCCUCGCACGUGGUCCCUCGCACGGCUAUCCUCUCCAUUCUACCAAAAUCACCAUCACUUUUGAUCCAUCUGAGCACCUCUUCCAAACCACCAACGCUGCGGCCAUCUCGUCUGCAGCUCGUCUUGCUGUGCAGAAGGCUUUGCGUGAGGCAGCAGAUGCUGGAUAUGGUACGGCAUUGAUGGAACCAGUCAUGAAUGUCACCAUUACCGUAGACGAACCCAGUCUCGGAAGUGUUGUUCACGACAUCAGCUCUGCCAGAGGCGGACAAGUCAUGUCUCUCGGUGCCGACGAUGAGACCAGCUCGGAAGACGACAUGGUUGUCGAUCCAACAAGAAUCUACUCACCACCUGAUCCAUUCGGUGGCUCAGCUUCAGACAUUGGCGCAGGAACUACAAGUGUGGGCAACCAGAUGCGACAGAUUGUGGCAAGGGUCCCUUUGAAGGAGAUGGUGGGUUAUCUGAAGCAUUUGCGCAGUCUUACCCAGGGAAGAGGCACUUUUGUCAUGACCGUCGAUCGAUUCGAGAAGAUGAACCCGCAGAGGAUGAAACUUGCGCUUGCUGAGAUGAGUGGCGGCUUCUAGGGUGAAGUCUACCAAGUGUAUUAUAUCCUUGUAUCAUAGAUGUCUCUACUUGACCAAGUCAAACUUGAAAACAGGGCAACCCUGUUCACCAUUUUUC
Molecule: messenger RNA, 2819 nt
Organism: Aureobasidium pullulans EXF-150
Lineage: Eukaryota; Fungi; Ascomycota; Dothideomycetes; Dothideales; Saccotheciaceae
Product: putative translation elongation factor G2
Exons: 3
Coding region: 77-2722 (881 amino acids)
Biological process (GO): ribosome disassembly; mitochondrial translation
Cellular component (GO): mitochondrion
Molecular function (GO): GTP binding; translation elongation factor activity; GTPase activity
Source: RefSeq, a predicted model, not a curated record